ACGCGAGAGCGAAACCCAACAAGCAGAAAAGGCGUAAAAGAGGAAAAAACCUCCCUCACUCUCUUUUUCAAUUCCCCUUACUCUUUUCUCUCUGUCUAAUCCAAUAUCUCUCACAUCCAUUUAAUCCGGUCUGUAUCGACCUCUCUCUCUUUCUGCAAAUCAGGGGCGUUUAACGACCAGCGUAUUUGAAACCCUAGCCUCUUGGAACUCCUUUCUGCUCCAUUUGGACACUGAAAUGGAAGAGGAAACCCUUGGCCACUCUAUACAGAAAUCAAAGCGAGCUUGACGCCAUUUGAACUGAGAUUCGACAAGAUAAGGAGGGGUUCUGGUUUCCUGGUUCUUGAACUGAGAUUCGAUUGUACCUUGUUCGAUCUGUGAAUGGAUUCGCGAGAUUCAUCGUCGUCGGCUGCGGCUGCAAGUAGAGAUGGCUCCCCGGCGGAUGAAGAUGGCCUUCUAUCCGUCACGGCCGGGCUCGCUAAGGAAGCUGCUUUGUUGUUUCAAUCGCGGAGGUUUACGGAAUGCAUCGAUGUGUUGAAACAACUGCUGCAGAAGAAGGAAGACGAUCCAAAGGUUCUUCAUAAUAUUGCUGUUGCAGAGUACUUUCAGGAAGGUUGUUUUGAUCCAAGGAAGUUACUUGAAGUUCUCAAUAAGGUUAAGAAGAGGAGUGAAGAGCUUGUCCGUGCAUCUGGCGAACAGAUAGACACUCUUAGCAGUCUUGGAAAUAAUGUCAGUUCAGGAUCAAAAGGAAGUGUUACGUCACCACAUCAGUUCUCUUCUGCAAAUAGUACCAGUAUUGCCUAUGCAGAUGAAUUUGACACUUCUGUUGCAACACUGAACAUUGCGGUCAUCUUGUUCCAUCUUCAUGAAUAUGCAAAUGCAUUAUCGGUUCUAGAAUCACUGUAUCAAAAUAUAGAGCCCAUAGAUGAGACAACAGCUCUUCACAUAUGCCUUUUGUUAUUGGAUGUUGCACUGGCUUCCAAUGAUGCAUCAAAAGCUGCAGACGUUAUUCUGUAUAUUGGAAAAGCUUUCGGUUUUAGUUAUAUUAGUCAAGGUGACAAUGGAAACACUACACAUCAACCUCCAAAUCCAGUAACGAAGACUUCAUCUACACUAAGCAAUUCAACUGCUCCAGAUGCAUCUGCUUCAGAUUCAGCUGCCAAUGUAAAUGCUUCAGAAAACCCUUUAGCGAGAACCUUAUCAGAUGAGGCACUUGACUAUGAAUCUCUUCUGUCAACACUAGAUAUUGGUGGGCAGAACAUACCUAGGACAGCUGGCCUCCCAUCUUCAAAUGAUUUAUCGAGAAACUCAGCUGAUCGGCCUGCUCCUGCUGUUGAUUUGAAGUUGAAGCUGCAUCUCUACAAGGUUCGACUUCUGCUUCUCGCAAGGAACCUGAAGGCAGCAAAGCGUGAAGUUAAGCUAGCUAUGAACAUAGCACGUGGUAGAGAUUCUUCCACAGCAUUGCUUUUGAAAUCUCAGCUAGAAUUUGCUCGUGGUAAUCAUCGUAAAGCAAUCAAGCUCUUGAUGACAUCAAAUAAUAGGACAGAAUCAGGGAUGCCAAGCAUAUUCAACAACAAUCUUGGGUGCAUCUACCAUCAACUAAAGAAGGACCACACAGCAACUAUAUUUUUUUCCAGGGCACUGAAGAGUAGUUCAGCACUGCGGUCGGAGAAGCCUCUUAAGCUUUCAACUUUCUCACAGGAUAAAUCCCUCCUUAUUCUGUACAACUGUGGGCUCCAGUACUUAGCCUGUGGCAAACCUUUGGUUGCUGCUCACUGUUUCCAGAAGGCCAGUUUAGUUUUCCACAAGCGGCCCCUUGUAUGGCUCCGGAUUGCUGAAUGUUGUUUACUGGCACUUGAAAAAGGACUUUUGAGAUCCAAUGGGAUUAAUGGUGAAGUUAGACUGCAUGUUGUUGGAAAAGGGAAAUGGAGACAACUAGUUCUGGAAGAUGGGAGCUCAAGAAGUAGGCAUUUGGAUUCUGUGGAAGAGGAUGAUGGGUUGUUGGGUGGUGACAGCCAACAAAAGCUCUCAAUGCCAUUUGCUCGACAAUGUCUUCAUAAUGCUCUUCAUUUAUUAAAUGGAUUUGAAUUAAGGCAACCCAAGGCUGAUUUGUCAAACUCAUCCUUGGAGGAAGACGAGUCAAACCAAUCACUGAAGAGCUCAAACCACAAGAAUUUAUCAGUUGGGGAUUCAAAAACAUCUAAUGCUACAGUAAUUUCUGCAUCGGCUAAUGUGAAUGGGGAAGUAAAAGAAUCAAAGGGGGGAGCAAGUUCGAAUACCACCCUACAGAGUUCAGUCUCUGCUUACCAAGAUAUAUACAGAAGAGAGAACAACAUGAUUAAGCAAGCUAUUCUAGCAGACCUGGCAUAUGUGGAGUUGAGCUUGGAAAACCCUUUGAAAGCACUAUCUGCUGCCAAGUCUCUUUUGAGGCUUCCAGAAUGUUCAAGGAUUUACAUUUUUCUAGGCCAUGUAUAUGCGGCUGAGGCAUUGUGCCGCUUGAAUCGGGCAAAAGAAGCAGCCGAACAUUUGUCUGUCUACAUUAUAGAUGGAAACGUUGAGUUGCCAUACAGUGAAGAGGACAGAGAAAAGUGGCGAGUUGAGAAGAGUGGAGAUGGUGAGGACUCCAAUGGUGGUUCGGUGGCUUCCAAUAACCUGCCCGUGGAAGAGUCUCAAGGUAUUGUGUUCCUCAAGCCAGAAGAGGCACGUGGGACCCUUUAUGUAAAUUUUGCCACCGUGUCUGCUAUCCAAGGCAAUCUUGAUCAGGCCUACCACUUUGCAACCAAAGCGCUAGCUACAUUACCCAACAAUCCAAGAGCUAUUCUCACUGCUGCUUAUGUCGAUCUCCUGCAAGGGAAGUCGCAAGAAGCUCUUGUGAAGUUGAAACAGUGCAGUCAUGUUAGAUUUGUCCCAGCAGUGUAACAUGAAGAGAUUACCCUGAUGGCUGUAUCGGUGGCCUUAAUUGAUUAGUGUCCAGCCAGCACCCUGUGCAAAUUAGCAGGUUGACAGAGAAUCUUCUUCUAGGGUAUCUGUAACAUAUAUGUGAUGAGUCGUAGAAUAAGCUUUUUUCCAUGUUUAGGGUUUGGUGGCAUGGCACUUGUUUUGUUAGCGCAGAUGCCCCCCUUUCAGAUUCAAGUGUAGUUGGCCUUACUCAGAUUACUGUGUUAAGUGGCUAAUCCAGUUGGCAUUCAACAAGGAAUGUGGGGAGAGAGAUUGUUUGCUCUCCUCGAAAUGUUAAGGAAAAAUUCUUUCAUUCUGGAAAGCAAUGCAAAUCCAAGUGUAAUUCCAUUCGAGAA
Messenger RNA from Nelumbo nucifera (sacred lotus), 3290 nucleotides. RefSeq lists its product as uncharacterized. Gene Ontology annotation, molecular function: protein binding. NCBI's taxonomy places the organism in Eukaryota, Viridiplantae, Streptophyta, Magnoliopsida, Proteales, Nelumbonaceae. The record is from RefSeq and is a predicted model, not a curated record. Gene Ontology annotation, biological process: negative regulation of translation; mRNA catabolic process. Gene Ontology annotation, cellular component: CCR4-NOT complex.